Cavia porcellus (domestic guinea pig) is the source of this 6520-nucleotide messenger RNA. RefSeq names its product differentially expressed in FDCP 8 homolog (gene Def8). Lineage: Eukaryota; Metazoa; Chordata; Mammalia; Rodentia; Caviidae. Bases 180 to 1535 code for a protein of 451 amino acids. The transcript has 12 exons. The record is from RefSeq and is a predicted model, not a curated record.
CAGUGAACUGCGCCUUGCGCCCCGACUUGCCCCUUUUCCUCCAGAGACCGGGGCGGAGCUCGGAGGCGGUGUCGUGCGCCUCCGGGCCGCAGGCGGCAGCAGCGGGUGCCUGGGCCCCAUGUCGCGGCGACGGGUGACGAUGUAGCUGCGGCGGCGGCGGCGGGGAUCGGUGGGAUGCUAUGGAAUAUGAUGAGAAGUUGGCCCGGUUCCGUCAGGCGCACCUCAACCCCUUCAACAAGCAGCUUGGGCCAGGGCAACAUGAGCAGGGAGCUGGUGAGGAGGUCCUGGAUGCUGGCUCUGAAGAGAUCUCACCUGAGCUGGCCCCCGGGGAGCCUGAGUUCCACUGCUCUGAGCGCGUGAUGGAUCUCGGCCUGUCUGAGGACCACUUCUCCCGCCCUGUGGGUCUGUUCCUGGCUUCUGAUGUGCAGCAGCUGCAGCAAGCAAUCGAGGAAUGUAAGCAGAUGAUUCUGGAGCUACCUGAGCAGUCAGAGAGGCAGAAGGACGCUGUGGUGAGGCUCAUCCACCUCCGGCUGAAGUUGCAGGAGUUGAAGGACCCUGACGAAGAUGAGCCCAAUAUUCGAGUUCUCCUGGAGCACCGCUUUUACAAGGAGAAGAGCAAGAGUGUCAAGCAAACCUGUGACAAGUGCAAUACCAUUAUCUGGGGUCUCAUUCAGACCUGGUACACCUGCACAGGCUGCUAUUACCGCUGCCACAGCAAGUGCUUGAACCUCAUCUCCAAGCCCUGUGUGAGCUCCAAAGUUAGCCACCAGGCUGAGUACGAGUUGAACAUCUGUCCCGAGACAGGACUGGACAGCCAAGAUUACCGCUGUGCUGAGUGCCGGGCACCUAUCUCUCUGCGAGGCGUGCCCAGUGAGGCGCGACAGUGCGACUACACAGGCCAGUACUACUGCAGCCACUGUCACUGGAACGAUCUGGCUGUCAUCCCUGCACGAGUCGUGCACAACUGGGAUUUCGAGCCGCGCAAGGUGUCUCGCUGCAGCAUGCGCUACCUGGCGCUGAUGGUCUCAAGGCCAGUGCUUCGGCUACGGGAGAUCAACCCCCUGCUGUUCAACUAUGUGGAGGAGCUGGUAGAGAUCCGGAAGCUGCGCCAGGACAUCCUACUCAUGAAGCCAUACUUCAUCACUUGCAAGGAGGCCAUGGAAGCCCGGCUGCUGCUGCAGCUCCAGGACCGACAGCAUUUUGUGGAGAACGACGAGAUGUACUCUAUCCAGGACCUGCUGGAUGUACACCUGGGCCGCCUUGGUUGCUCCCUCACCGAAAUCCACACGCUCUUUGCCAAGCAUAUCAAGCUGGACUGUGAGCGGUGCCAGGCCAAGGGCUUCGUGUGUGAGCUCUGCAGAGAGGGUGAUGUGCUGUUCCCAUUCGACAGCCACACAUCUGUGUGCACAGACUGCUCAGCCGUCUUCCACAGGGACUGCUACUAUGACAACUCGACCACAUGCCCCAAGUGUGCCCGACUCAACUUGAGGAAGCAGUCCCUCUUCCAGGAGCCUGGUCUGGACAUGAACAUGUAGAAUGCUGGGGAAAGUGCCAGCCACCUCUGCCAUCUGGCAUGCACCCUACCAGCAUUGCCAAAGAAAGGGCAUUCAUUCUGCUCUAGAGACCCAUGGGGUACAUCCUAGGAACAGAAGAGGUGCAGCAGUGCCCACCAGGACUGCCUGGGUGCUUGCUGGGACCUGGGGAAGCUGCACCUGGCUGGUAUCUGCGUGUGCUGCUUUGAGGAGUUGUAAUGUGGCCACUGUAGAAUCCUGUGGGCAGAGUGACCUUGGUGACUCACCAGGGGAGGGCAGGAGGACUUCUUACCUCCCCCAUGGUACAGUCUCCACCCCUGACCUGGGCCAAGGCUUCUGGGGCCUGCAGAUACCCCUGCUUCUCUCUAGCCCACUGUGGCUACUGGGCAGCCUGAGAUCCUUGAGGGCUUCAGAGGAGUAAAGAAGCCACCUACAUACCCUUAGCCUGAGUUUUGUCUGCCAUGGUGGAUGGUUUAGGCUCUUGUUCCUCCCAACCCCUUUGGGGGAUUCUAGUUAUGUUCCAUGUACCUGGCCUGGCUUCUGAGGUUUUUCUGAGUUCUCAGGCAGGCAGUCCAGUGGACUUCCUGGUCUUGUACAGUAGGCAGAGAAUGGCACAUAGGAGCUUGGGGAACGUGGCACCCCAGCUGUGGCUCCUAUUCUGGCCAGCCUACCUUACCCUGGUGCUCUGAAUUGGGCAGCAAGGGGCUUUGUCCACACAGAUGUUCUGGCCUCCAGGGGCACAGAGGGAUAGUGUCCCUUGGGGAGCUUCCAAGUCAGGCAAGAGGGUUGGCUGCAGUUGGCCAGGGUGGCAUUUCUUGGGACUAAAUCUCUGCCUUGUUGGACAGGACCUGUAGAGGGCUUAGGUAGCUUGGAGAGAACCAGCUAGUGUCUUCUAGGAUAGGGGCCUGGAGAAUUUACUCAAUGCAGCUCUGAGCAGAAGACCUGGAGCCCCUAUAGGAAGACCCAUACCGGGAGGCACAUGAGACCUGCAGGUCUUCAGUGGGGAGCCCGCUCAGCCUUGUUUGCACUUUACAUAUUCUGUGGUGAGAGGAUGUGGGAAGGGACAUCUCAGGACAUGGCUUCCUAGACUUUCAUCUCUGGGUAGUGGAAGUUGCUUGUAUCUAUCUGCCCCUUUCCUCCUUACCCUGGACUGAGCUUGGCUGUUGCCACACAUAUAGUGGACAGAAGGCAGGAACAUCACCAUUUGGGUGUCCCUUGCCUCCAGCCAAGUCUGGAAGGAGUUAACUUCAACAGCAGGAAGCAGCAGAAUGCACUGAUGCAUUUGAAGAGUGGAUUAAACAGCAUCACCUCCCCUUGCCCUAUGUGCCAGAUGGUUUUAGGCAAGGCUUUUUUCUUCCUUGAUUUCUCAAUUUGAAAAAUGAGGAGCAUAGUAUUGGCCAUCCUCUGGUGGAAGGGAGCACUGGCAGAGUCCUUUAAGGAGUGUGAUGUGAGUCUUGGUCAGUGGCUGACCCUGCUCUGCUUUCCCUUCCUCUGUAGCAUUAAAUAUGAGAGUGAAGCCAAAUGUCAUUUUCCUUUACCCCUAAACAUGCACAUUUAUCACCACUGCAUCAUGUUUCUGUUGUACAUAUUGCCGUGACUUUGUCUUUCUUUUUUUAGAUAGGGUCUUGCCCUGUAAUUCAGGCUGACCUUCUUACUGUGUAGCCCAGUCGUCCCUCAAACUCAUGGCAGUCCUUCCUCAGCCUCCUGAGUGCUGGGAUUACAGGUGUCCAUCACCAUGCUGAGCAUAGAUACUGCCAUUCCUGAAUCCUAGGUUGUAAAAAUCACAUCAUCCCAUUUAAAAAUUACUGGGGCCACAAAAAAUGUUAGGUUGAUGUUUUUGGACAAAGGUUGGAUCCCUUUUUGAAGCCCACCCAGCAUCUUCUCCACCAAUACUUCUUUAAAUACUUUACCUGUCCCUUCUGGAUGACACAGUGCUCAAACAGAGUCCUGUGUGGGUCCUUCCAUCAGUACAGAAUGGUAGGAAGAACUCAGACGGGAACCAAUCUGUAUGGCCAGCACCUUAUAGAAGAACUCACUGAAGGUAUCCCACAGGGUAGAAUAACAGCUGGCCCAAGGGUGACGACAGUCUCCUCAUUAAACUUGUGUUCUCUGGAUGCAUGUGGUGACUCGGAAACAAGGCAGAGGUGGUGGUCAUACAAGCCAGUGGUAGCCUUAGGGUUUGGCGUGAAAUAACACCAAUUUGGAGAGAAGCACUGCUGUUGGUGUCAGAUCAAAGCCUGAACCUACCUGGGUGGGUAGAGUUGCUUGAUUUUCCAUUGUUUUUUUUGUUUUUUGGCAGGGGAGUGGUUUGGUACUGCGAAUCAAACUCAGGACCUUGUGCUUGCCAGGCAGGCAUUUGCACUACUGAGCUAUAUUCCCAGCCCCUGGUUGCUUGAUUUCUUUUAGCCUUGAAUGAGAUGAGAUGGCCACAUGGGCCCCCUGGGGCUUCUAGGGUUCCAGAAAGUGCUUAGCGCUGGGCCUACCCGUAUAGAAAAUGCUCCGUAAAUAGAAGCUGGGCCUACCCGUAUAGAAAAUGCUCCGUAAAUAGAAGCUGGGCCUACCCGUAUAGAAAAUGCUCCGUAAAUAGAAGCUGCAUCUCUGAUAUCCUUUUUGGAAGGAUCGUGUCAUUAAGUAGCAGCAAAGUGGCCAGUCAUGCAGUCAUCACCAAUGCAGUCCACACAGGAUAGCAGACUGGGACUCUGCCCAAAAUGAGCUGAGCACAGGGUUGUGGCUUACCCUCUGUCAGUGCCCACAGAAUGGCAGGAUGGCCUGUAGCUCUGGCUGGGAUGAGCCUCCAGCAACAACUCAGUAGCCAAGGCUACACUUUGGGGUUAGAUGGAGAGUACAUGUUGCCCCUUUUUAGACUAUUUAUAUGUUUUGUUUGUUUUUUGAGACAAAUUUGUUAUGCAGUUCUGGCUGGCUUUGAACUGCUAUAUAUCCCAGAUUGGCCUUGAAUUCACAGCAAUCCUCCUGCCUCGAGGAGUGAGCCCCCAGAUCCAGCUUUGUUUCUUUUACUGUUUGUAUUUUGGCAAAUUUAGGUUUUCCUCAAAGCGAUUAAAACAUGCCAAUUUACCCAACUCCAGGAUUCCUAAGUGGUAACAUUUUGCCCCAGUUGCUUCUCUUUUCCCACACAAAUGCUUUUCUGCGAACUAUUUGACAUUAGUUGUAGAGAUAAUCUCCCUUUGCUGUAAAGUACUUGUGUGCCUCCUUUCUUUUCUAAAUCACUCCAAACUCAUAAAGACCUUUCCGGUCAGGGCCACUGUGCAAGUGUCAAAGGAAAUUAGCAUUGAUACAAUACUUAUAAAACCUGCAGCAAAUGUUAUUUGGGUCUCUCAAAUUUUCAAACCUCCUCCUCUCCCAAAUUGAUUACCUCCAGUUGCCCAAUGUCUUUAGGUGUUUUGCCAUAUGGGUGUUGGGCCCAAGGCCUUCAUGCUAAGUUGUAUCCCUAGCCCACCACUUUUGUUUUCUUUUGUUUUUAAUUUUGAGGUGGUUUUGCUAAGUUACAAUGUUGCCCAGGCUAGACUGGAAUUUGUGAUCCUCCUGCCACAACUUCUCAGUGCUGGAAUUACAGGGAUGUGCCACUAUGUCCCAUUUAUUGUCCCUUAAUGUGACAAAACAGUUGACUUUUGGGAAAGCAUACACUAUUUAGUGGUAGAAAUUGAACCCAGGAGCCUCACAAAUGCAAGGCAAGUAUUUUUUUUUUUUUUUUUUUUGUCUUUUUCGUUUUUUUUACUGGUACCAGGGGUUGAACUCACGACUGCCUGCUUGCAAGGCUGGUGCUUAUGCCGCUGAGCUAAAUCCCCAGCCCCAAGGCAAGUAUUCUAUCAGUGAGUUACAUGUGUAAUUCCCAAAGUACUUAUUUUGAGGAGUGCCCCCUUCGUAGCUCCAUUUGAGUUUGUCCCAUGCUAGAUUCAAGCUUUGCACUACCGGCAGGACUUUGACAGCUGGGAUGCAAUGAACUUGCAUCACUUGGCAGGCCUGAGAAGCACACAAGGUUGCUUUGUUCUGUCACUGGCGACUUGGCCAAGCUAGUGCAUACCAGAUUUCUCCACUACUGUAUAGAAAUCCUAUUUAGCCCUGUUGUUAAGAAAUGAAUUGUGGGGUUUGUAUAAACAUUGUUUCUGCUCAGGCUUCCACUGAUGAUUCUUGUCUAACUCAGUUAUGAUGCCAAGUGGUGACUGACAACUCUAUCACGCCAUCUGCUUUUGUUGACAGUUAUAUGAUUGCUUUCCCUUCUUCCUCAUCUAUUUACUCAGGUUACUAUUUUAUUCAGUGGGUUAUAAAUCUACUCGUUUUGAUGCCCAGAUUGUCCUAGAACUAGCCACCAGGACCCUUUUCAGCCUGUUUCCCCGCACUGUCCUGGAGUGCCCCUCUCAUUCUUUAGGUGCUUGCAUACUUGAUAGCAUUGCCAAGGACUCCCUUAAACCAGCCAUUUCUUCAAGGGGCCAUGAUCGCUUUUGUGGAUAAUGCUAUUAGUAACCAAGAUGUGGGUGCUGGGUACGCUCGUUGGUAUUGGAGUGUCACUGCUUGCAGGUUCUUAAAAUGGACAGAGCCAGGAAAUAGUACCUCCUGCACCAUUCUAUUUGUCUUUACUUUUUGCACAUUUUAUUGUAUUUCUAAGACAGAGUCUUGCUAUGUAGUUAAAGCUGCCUUAGAAUUUACAGUGCUCUUGCCUCAGCCUUCUGAGUGCUGGGAUUAUAGGCAUGCACAACCAUGCCCAGCUAGGAAGAAAGUUUAAUAUUUGUUUAUUGUUCUUUUUUGUCUUUAGUUUGAAGGCAUAUAAUCAAAAUAUGGUGUUCAAAUUUAGUUGGAUGAAAAGAGAAUGGAACAAAGCUUUUAUAAAUGAGGGAAAGGAGGGCCUGGAGGGGAGAGGAAUAGGAAAAGAAAGCAAAAUACCAUGUACAGAUACAAAAUCCCUAUGAUGAAUGUUAUCACUGUGUAUACCUGAAAUGUACCAAUAAAAUAAAAAUUUUUUUUAAAAACUUUCA